Hansenula ciferrii is the source of this 1509-nucleotide messenger RNA. RefSeq lists its product as uncharacterized. The record is from RefSeq and is a predicted model, not a curated record. Bases 1 to 1509 code for a protein of 502 amino acids. Lineage: Eukaryota; Fungi; Ascomycota; Saccharomycetes; Phaffomycetales; Wickerhamomycetaceae. Gene Ontology annotation, cellular component: mitochondrion. Gene Ontology annotation, molecular function: ATP binding; ATP hydrolysis activity. The transcript has a single exon.
AUGUCAAACACAAUUAUAAAGCUUGAGAAUGCCCUAUUCAAGGGACUUUCCACUGCAAAGGGAUCUCCAUCAGUUUUCCAUAACCCAAUAUCUUUAGAGAUCAAGACUAAUGAAAGAUGGGCUAUAAUAGGAACUUAUAAAGCACAAAUGAUGAAAGUAUUAGCAUCUCAAUAUAUGCCAGAACCAGCAUUAUCUAGGACAUACCCUUUUUUAAAUAAAUCAAUUUGGCCUCAAUCAGCUAUUCAAUUUUUAGAAUUUAAAGGUGCAUUACCAACAGCUCAUUUAGCUGCAAGAUAUGAAUUUUUUAAAGAUGAAUUUGAUGAAACUACAAAGAAAUUUGUUAUUGGUAAUGUUAAUAAUAAUUCAAGAAUUAUAAAUGAAGAUUUAGUUCAUGAAGUUUUCGAAAAAUUAAAAUUACAAGGUUUAGAGAACAGAUGGGUUAUGGGAUUAAGUAAUGGACAAACAAGAAGAGCAAGAUUAGCAAGAGCGUUAGUUCGUGAACCAAAAUUAUUAUUAGUUGAUGAUCCAUUCUUAGGGUUAGAUCCAACUGCUACAAGUGUUGUUAGUGAAGUUUUAGGUUCAUUAGCUCCAAAUCCUCAUGUUGUUUUGGGGUUACGUUAUCAAGAUGAAAUACCUGAUUGGAUUACUCAUAUUGCAGUUGUUGAUGAAACUGGUAUAAUAACCCAAGGUGAAAAAUCUCAAAUUAAAGAUCAAUUAGAGGAGUUAAAAUCAAAGGAUUUACAAUUAAAACAAGAACAAUUAUCAUUUAACAAAGAAAAAUUAGAGAAUAUUAAAAAAUUAUUCCAAAAAGAUGGUAAAAUAGACUAUUCUAUCCCAUUAUUAGAAUUUAAUGAUAUUUCAGUUGCAUAUAGAGGCCAACCAGUUAUUGAAAAUUUAAAUUGGAAAGUUCAUCAUGGAGAAAGAUGGCAUGUUAGAGGUGAUAACGGUACAGGAAAAUCCACAUUAUUAGCAUUAAUAACAGCUGAACAUCCACAAUCAUGGAAUUCAAAGAUAAUAAUGAAUGGUGAACCUCGUGAAACUGGGAGACAUAAUUUCUUUGAUAUAAAUGAAAACAUUGGAUUUGCUUCACCUGAAUUACACGUUGUUUUCCCUCAGUCAUUAACAGCAUAUGAAGCUAUAUCAACAGGUUAUUUAGUUUCAAGUUUUGUACCACCAAAGAAUUUAUCACAAGAAAAAAUUGAUAGAAUUAAUACAUUUUUCAAAGAAUUUAAUUUAGAAUCUAUUAAACACAAGGAGUUUAGAGAUUUAGGUAUAAGUGAUCAAAAAUUGAUAUUAUUUAUCAGAUCAUUAAUUAGAAAUCCUGAUUUAUUAAUUCUAGAUGAAGCUUUAUCAGUUAUGGAUGAUGCUAGGAUUGAACAAUGUAAAGAAUUAUUAAGACAUUAUCCUGGUACAAUUUUAUCAAUUGGUCAUUUAGAUUCUGAAGUUCCAGAUACAGAUAGAUAUAUUAGACUUUUAGGACCUGGUAAAUAUGAAAUUGGAUUGAAAUAG